Messenger RNA from Budorcas taxicolor (takin), 936 nucleotides. RefSeq names its product UL16-binding protein 3-like. Gene Ontology annotation, cellular component: external side of plasma membrane. The record is from RefSeq and is a predicted model, not a curated record. The transcript is spliced from 5 exons. Gene Ontology annotation, biological process: antigen processing and presentation of endogenous peptide antigen via MHC class I via ER pathway, TAP-independent; antigen processing and presentation of endogenous peptide antigen via MHC class Ib; positive regulation of T cell mediated cytotoxicity. Lineage: Eukaryota; Metazoa; Chordata; Mammalia; Artiodactyla; Bovidae. Bases 1 to 936 code for a protein of 311 amino acids.
AUGGGUGGCCCCGAGACCCGUCUUGGCUUCCUGGACUUGCUUCUCAUCGUCUGGUUCAGCGGGACUCACGGCGAUGCUCACUCUCUUUCCUAUAACUUCACCAUUGACCCUCAGCCCAGACCUGGACAGCCGUGGUGUGUGGUUCAAGGCCAGGUGGACAGAGAGCUUUUUCUCUCCUAUGAUUGUGGUCUUGCUAAGAUCAUAUUCACAAGUCUACUAGGAGAAGAAGUGAAAACCAUAAAGGCCUGGAAAAUACAGGUUGAAACGCUCAGAGACAUCAGGGACUGGAUCAAGGACCAGCUGCAUGACUUCACACUGGAGAAACGCAUGGCCAGAGACCCCCUCACCCUGCAGGCCAGGAUGGCAUGUCGCUGUGAGGAUGACAGACACAUCAGUGGAUCCUGGCAGUUUGGCUUGAAUGGACAAAUGAGCCUCCACUUUGAUUCGGAGAAUGGCCACUGGAGAGUGGAUCACCCUGGAGGCAGAUGGAUGAAAGCGAAGUGGGAGAGUGACAAAGCUGUGACUGACUUCUUGAAGAAAGUCUCCAUGGGAGACUGUCGCGCUUGGCUUCAGGCUUUCAUGGUGCGCUGGGAGGAAAUGUUGAAGACCACGGCAUCACCGACCAUGGUCCCGCCUACAGUGCAGACCACAGUCCCGCCUACAGAGCAGCCCAUGGCCCCAGCCAUCAGUCGCAUCACCUGGAUCAUCCCUGGGGUUCUUGCCAUUUUUGUCAUAAUGGGCAUCUUAGCCUGGAUCCUUUACAAAAAGAGGAGGCGGUGUUCCCAGGAAGCCCCUGACAGGUGCUCUGUUGGCCUCAGGACUCAGUCUUUGCUUGGCUGCUUUUCUUCUCCUGUGUUCACUUUAGUGCCAGGAGAGCAGACCUUAGGAAGCCCAAGUCUGUCUACCAGUUAUAAUGACACGGUGGCUGCACCAUAA